This is a messenger RNA of Cynoglossus semilaevis (tongue sole), 3503 nucleotides long. RefSeq names its product ceramide synthase 1 (gene cers1). The transcript has 7 exons. The record is from RefSeq and is a predicted model, not a curated record. Gene Ontology annotation, cellular component: membrane. Gene Ontology annotation, molecular function: sphingosine N-acyltransferase activity. Gene Ontology annotation, biological process: ceramide biosynthetic process. Bases 1142 to 2242 code for a protein of 366 amino acids. Lineage: Eukaryota; Metazoa; Chordata; Actinopteri; Pleuronectiformes; Cynoglossidae.
GCACGUUAACGAUCGGCUGUAUCGUGUACAGUCGGUGUAUCGUGUACAGUCGGUGUAUGAAGACCUGCUCUGCUCUGGCACUGUCUCUUUAAGACAUCCGCGUCUCUCUGCUGCGCUUUAGUCCGGAUUCGAAAAGAUAGCGGUCCUGAUGACUUCACGCCCCCUCGGCUUUUUCCUCCCUCCUCUGCGCAUAAACGUGCGCUGCCCCACUUUUAACGGACCAGUUGAUUUCUGCAGCCGAGUGAGACACGGUGGUUCACGGACGCUCAGGAGGCGACGGGAGGCAGAACCUCCCUGUUUUCCGACCACAUUCUCUCCAUCUUUGUCUUUUUUUUUGUGUUAACGGAUCCAGACGGGAACCGUCGGUUCUUAUGAGGCGGUAUAGAGCGGUUGCUUAUAUAAGGCGAGUAACGGUUUUGGGAUGAGACUGCGCGGCUGCGUAGCGGUGGUGGCGGCACAUUGAGUACAUGUGUUGCCCUGUUGGAGGACUGCGGCGGCUGCGUCGGCAACGGAAGCUACAGCGGCACCGCCGGUUGAAUCCGCCGGCUCCGUGUUAGAUGUCCACCCGGGUUUUAAGUUAAUUUAUUCCACUAUAGAAGUCUCUCCUGCGCAGCCGCGACCAGCGCCGGACUCAUCACUAUUGUGCGCUCUUGGCUGAACUUAGCUAGGCGGCUAGCGGGGAUGUGCGCGGGGGAAUGGUGAUGAUGGAGACGGAAAACCCUCUACAGUCACACCAUUUUACACACAAACACACACGGGCGACAAUGACUCGGAUUAACAGUCGAAGCUCCAUUUAGUAAUUAGUUUGUCUGGUUAUCGGGUCCAACGGUUACAGCAGGACGGACAGCCGGUGUUGGUCAGAGACGCACGGUGGGCCCCGGCUGUUAUUUUUAUCAAAUUAUUGACACAAAGGAUGGAGCAUUUUCUCAAUUUAGAGAAGAAUAAAUAGCCUUCAGCGAGUGUAAGCUGGUUAGAUAAGCUAAUUUCGACCGUUUAAAUGUGCGCAAGCCUUAGCGGGCGGACGGAUUAGACGCACAGGCAGUUCCCUACUCCUCCCUGCCUUCCCCCCUCUCUCUCUCUCUCUUCGAGUUUAUUAUUAUUAUUAUUAUUGUUAUUUUUUUCCCCACGGGUUUCUCUCACGAUGGGCAGUCACGCCGGGGAUGUGGCUGUGGAGCCCAUGCCUGGAUACCUGGACCUGAUCAGCAGCGCCUCCUCGUCCAUCCUGGGAGCGUGGAGAGACUGUAGCGCCUGCGGUCUGGAGCUCUCCAGACAGACUCUGCUGGAUAAUGCCUACAUCACAUGGACCGAGAUCGGCCUCUUCAUUUUCUGCGCCUACCUGUGCACACAGAUCAGACACAAGCUGACGGAGAGUGUCUUCAAGCCUUUAGCCCAGAGGUGUAGGCUGCUGCCCAAAGAUGCGGCCAAGAUGCCAGAGAGCGCAUGGAAGCUGGGCUUCUACACCAUGUCCUGGUCCUACACCAGCUACCUGCUCUUCUUCAGCUCCUACUCCUUCUUCAGCAACCCGCCCUCUGUCUUCUACAGUAAGACCGUGCUCCUCUGUAUCCCCGCAGACUGCGCCUACCUGAUCCAGGGCAGUUUCUACGGCCACUCCAUCUACGCCACGCUGUACAUGGACGCGUGGCGAAAGGACUCGGCCGUCAUGGUGGUUCACCACAUCAUCACGCUGGCCCUCAUCAGCUUCUCCUACGCCUUCAGAUACCACAACGUAGGAAUCCUGGUCUUGUUCCUCCACGACAUCAACGACAUCCAGCUGGAGUUCACCAAGCUCAACAUCUACCUGAAGAACCGCGGCGGAGGCUACCANNNAGCUUCAGCAUCACCUGGUCAGACACCAAUUCUGCCUCGUCGUUUUUGUUGGUUCUGGUUCCGUCUCUACUGGUUCCCUCUCAAAGUACUGUACGCCACGUGUGUGUCGGGCCUCCAGUCCGUUCCCACCCUGCCCUUCUACUUCUUCUUCAACACGCUCCUCUUCGCCCUGCUGCUCAUGAACAUCUACUGGUUCUUGUUCAUCGUUGUUUUCGUGGUGAAGGUGCUGAAGAUGAAGGAGGUGAACGACGUCAGGGAGUACGAGGAGGAGGACGACGGCAGGGCGGCGGCGGCGGCGGCGGGCCUCCACGCGGACCCAAAGAUGGUGAAGGACAACGGCGACGGUGAUGCUGGACAUCACAGCGGACAGGGAAAACAUGUACAGAACGGGGUCACCAAAGAGAAGCAUCUAUGAGGAGCUCUCUGUUGCCACCCACUGGCACUAGGCUGCAAGUACAAGAAAGAAGUUGAAAGAGAUUUUUUUUUUGUUUGUUUGUUUUGUCUGAACUUCAUCACUGUCAUUUCAAGUUUGGACUUUUUUUUUUGUUUUUUUUUGUUUUGUUUUUUUAGAGCCCUGCAUCCAGGCUCAUGUUCUUUCAGGUGAUCUUGUUGUUGACCACACUGUCAGUAGUAGCGGAGCAGCCGCUGGAGUGAGCGUUGGGCUGCGGUUGUUUACAGAGUGUGAUCGUGAAGGUGAAGGUCCAGGCUCUGGACUCAGAUACAGUUCACCUCCGGCUGGUUCUGGUUCUGGUUCUGGUUCUGUUGGGCUGGAGUAUGCAGGGAUUUUCUACAGAAAAGAAAGAAACGUACAAACGUUUGUACAGAUGUUGGCGUGUUCUUCUGCACCAUGUCUCCGUAGGGGUUUUCCCAUUUUAUUUUUUUUUGCAAAUAGCCAGCAUGUGUUUUGGUGGCAGAUUGCAGUAAUGCAACUCAGAGGAUGAACAAGCUGUGGUGUGGGGGAGAGUCAGGAUCAGCUCAGAGGGAGGAGGGGGGGGAACUCAAAAAAGGUCCAGUUAUUGAUGAUACAUAAAACCAUUGUUUUAUAUAGAAUAUAUAUUUGGAUAAUUUAAGUCAAGAUUGUUUUUAAUUUGAGCUUUUAUGUAUUUUAAACCUUUUUUUUUUACAAAUUUGCUGCUAAUUUGUUGAACAGCUCCUCAAAUCUAAGCCAACCUUCGGCCUGAGACGUGACUGUGAAGAGAAACAUUUUCAAAACAUUCAAAAGCAAAAAUAACUCUGUAUAAAAGCUUUGACCAGGUUUAGAUUCAUGGAAGACACAAACUAGCGCCCCCUGUAGACUAAAAAAGGUACUUGCUUCUUGCUCCAAGUCAAAAUUCCUGCAUACUCAUCCUUUAACAAAUCCCUUUUACCACUUCUCACCUCCACACCUCCUCCCUUUUCUGUGGGAGGAGAGGAGACGAAGAUCGAUGGAGUGCGAGGGGUAACAGGAUUACAGAACUGUUUUUACAACAGCGGCGGCGGCGGUGAUGAUGUCACAGAGCCUGUCUGCUGCUGUUACACCACAUGUAUUGAUUUUCAGCUUUGAUCCAUUAGCUUAAAUGGAAAAGCCACACUGGUCUGUGCAGGUGUGUGUGUGUGUGUGUGUGUGGUGACCACCCACAUUUCACCUGUCAGUUUCGUCUCUCGUGCUGUCGAGCCGCAAACGUUGUUGGAAAUGU